This is a messenger RNA of Aegilops tauschii subsp. strangulata, 453 nucleotides long. Lineage: Eukaryota; Viridiplantae; Streptophyta; Magnoliopsida; Poales; Poaceae. The record is from RefSeq and is a predicted model, not a curated record.
AUGGACGCGUUUGGAUCGGGGGACGGGUGGAUCUCAUCCACCCCGACCCGAUCCGGCGAGGAGGCGGCGCCGGCGAGCUUAGACACCGGCGACGGAGGAGAUCCGGCGGCAGGGAAGGCCGGGCGGUGCGGGGACGGCGCGGGGCACGGCGAGGGUCGGCUGACAGGGCGCCGGCGGAGGCGCGCGGCCACAGGCGGAGCGCGCGGCGGCUCCGGUCGCCGACGGGAGGAGCAGGGCGGCGGAGAGGCGCUGGCGGCGGCGGUGGCCGGAGGAUGGGACGGCGCGCAGGAUCCGGUGGCGCGGGCGCGGGGCACGGCUCGAUGGCGGCGGCGGCGUCCCGGGCCGGGGGGAGGGCCGAGCGCGGGCCGCGGCGGGCCGCGGAGCAAGCAUGGACUUGUUGUCAACGUAGAGCACCACUCCUUCCGGUUCCUUGUCAGUGAGGUCACCGAGUAG